This is a messenger RNA of Nezara viridula (southern green stink bug), 3234 nucleotides long. NCBI's taxonomy places the organism in Eukaryota, Metazoa, Arthropoda, Insecta, Hemiptera, Pentatomidae. The record is from the annotation of a GenBank genome assembly.
AUGCCUCAAGUUAUUAUUUAUGAUGUGUCAGAUUCGGAGGAUGAAACCGAACAAGCAAAGGGGAGCAAUGAAUCAACUGAAGUAGAACUUGAUCCUGAAUUGAUGUUAUACUUGGAUCAACUGCCAUCUAUUAAUGUUAAGCAGGAUGAAAUUCAGAGAAUAGUUAACCGUUAUGUUUGUGAUGACAGUAUCAAAAGUGAGGUUUCACAUGAUUUAUAUGCAGAUCCGAUUCCCAGCUGUUCUCAUCAAAAUGUAGAGACCCUGAAAGUGCCAGAUGAUCCUUCAAAUAAAGCUCCAAGUAUUUCGUAUCAAAAUAUUUGGACUGAAAAAAAAAAGAAACAUGAACCAGAUUUAGAUAUUGAAAUGUGUCCGUGCUCUAGCACCGUAUGUGAUACUGUUGGGGAACCAAACGGUUCUUUAAAUGAUGUGCAGGUUCCUGAGCCUGUUCAAAUUGAGAGUCUAGUAGAAGGAAACAAAAGUAAUGUUGAAACUCUAUCCAUUACAGAUACUUCAGAAAGUAUUUUACUCUCAAAUCAACCAGUAAUGCAAAGUAAUGAUAUUAACAGCUUGAAUGACAAUGUACUCGAAAGUGACAUGGAACCUUCUAUUUACAAAGAACCUCUUGAAUCUCUUUCUCUUCUUUUUCAUCAAAUAAAUGGCUUACAUAAAACUAGAAUUGGUUUGAAUCAAGAAGAUUACAUUGCUUUUUGUGCAAAGAUUGUAAAAUUGAAAUCAAAUCAUAGUUUGCUCAUUAGUGAAAUUGAAAAAGGCAAUUUAAUCAAAUUUGAACAAUUAGUGGUUUGGGGAAGAAAUUUAAAGAGGAAUGUAGAAGAUUUGAUUAUUGAGGCCAAGCCUAAUGGUUCUAGUUUUGAUGAAGCUAAAAAAUUUGUAUUUAAAAUGAUGCACACUGAAAUCAGAUAUCGGCAGCAUUUAGCUGAUAGCAAUGAAACGUAUAUUUUUGAUGACACUAAUCAUUAUAAAUUUCAUUGUAUGGCUUGUGAUAGAAGGGAUGAUAAUUUAACAUGGUUGGUAGCUCACCUUUGCAGAGAUACUGCAGAAAUGAUCUAUAUGUGUUGUUUUUGUGGAUUUCUAUUUUUUAACAAUAUAUGCUCACUAAUUUACCAUGUUAUUUUGGAUUUACUGGAAGAGCCAAAAAAAGAAUACUGUGUUGAAUGUCAAGGUUUCUUUCCAUCUGUGGCCAAUCAUUUGAUGGAUAUUGAAGGUUCAUGGAAAGUCAGUUGCAAUAGUUGUGAUUUUAUUUCUUUAUCCCAAUGCUCAUUAUCAAUUCAUCAAAGGUAUCAUAAAAUGGAAAAACACCAUGUUUGUCCAGAAUGCGGUGCUUAUUUUGUUUUUUUUGAGAUAUUAGAAAAUCACAUAAGAAAUUAUUGUUAUUUUUAUUCUAAGAAAAUUAGACACAUUUGUCCUAUAUGUGCCAUUAUAUUUAGGGACAAAGAAUCUUUAUCUCGACAUUUAUUCAGCAUUCAUCAUCAAAGAUGGAUAAAGUGUAUACAGUGCCAUAUGCUAUUAAUUAGUAGAAUUCAGUAUAUUUCACACCGUGCUCAAAAUCACCCUGAAUCACCUUGUACUUACCAAAUAUGUCAUACUUGUAUUUUAUGUCCAGGGCGUGAGUUUAAAAGCUCUGCUGCUCAAUUUCACAUGAAAAAUCAUGCAAAUGAUGUGAUAAAUGUGAUAAUUUUGUAUGUUUGUGAUUGUAAUUAUUAUACUAUCCAUAAAAAUAACUUUAUUGAGCAUAAAGCUCAAAAUUGUGAGGCUGCACCCUCCUUUGGAAAGUGGGAUAAUGAUCAUGAAAUGAAAAUAUGUGGUAUUUGUAAUGAUGUUAAGUUUGUCAAUCUGUCAAAACCAUUUAUUUGCGAAGACUGUGAAAUAUUAAAUAGUCCUCAAUCAGUAGUUAGUUCUCUAACUAAAACUUAUCAAUGUAAAGUUUGUAAAAUGUUUCUUAUUUAUAAAUGGGAAGCUGUUAUAGAACAUUUUUUUUGCUUCCACCCUAAUAUUUCUGUGCACAAAUUCCCUAACUGUGUAAAAAGUACUCAUAUUUCAGGAUUGAACAAUGACUGGAUUUCUAAAUCUUCCAAUCCAGCUAAUUCUCUUCAAACCUUUCCUAAUCCACAUACCAGAUUUUGUGAAAAUCCUCGAAAAAUGUUUUUAAAAAUGAGCAGAAACAAUAAUAUUUCUAGUAACAUAAUAAAUAGAAAUGUUGCAAAAGCUCAGCCUGUUGGGAAAAAACAAACUACUAAGAAGAAAUGUACAGCAAAUAAUGUUCCAUUUUAUAAUAGCCUUUCUCAUUUCAUGGCUUCAAAUUCAGCAGCAUCAAGUAACCAAGUAAAAAGAGAGUUCCAAAAAAAUAAUACUACAAAAAGAAUCAGUAACAUUUCAUUACUACCACAGAGCAAUGAUGAUGUAUCAAUAAGAAUGCCGGAACAGUCUGUUUCAGUUGAAUACAGUACUAUUCCCAGAGAAGGCAGUGAUAUUUUACUAGCUAAUAAUGUGUAUCUCAGACAGAAUAGUUUAGCUGUUGAUAUAAAACAGAAAGCUACAACAAUGCUAUGUGUUUCUUCAAAUGAAUCUAAAAAAAAUGAACCAAGCUCUUCAUCUGGUAACCUUUUAUGCGGUAAGAAUGGCAUUAUAGAAGCAGUAACUACACCAAAUCAAUCUGGUGUUAUAGUUCCUGAAAAUUCUGUUCAUGCUUUGAUCAAAACACCUGAAUCCUCUGAUAAAACUACUUCUAAGAGCAAUAUUAUUUAUGUUAAAAGGACAAUAGAUCCUAACCUUUCUGAUAAAAUAAAUAAUCACUCAAUAAAAACAAUAACCAAUAUCUCAUCUGAAGAUAUGAUUAAAACUGAUGCUGAAAUAAAUUUAAUACCAAAAAAAACUUCUCUGGAAUGUAAGAAGUGUCAAUACAAAUGUAAUGAAGCUGUAGAAUUAGUGAAACAUUUUGUUGAUGCUCAUUACAUACAAGGUACUUAUCAAUGUAUGGAAUGUGGAGAUUGUUUCGCUAAUUUGAAAAAUAAAAUAAACCAUUUAAGAUCAACUCAUAAAAUUGACACUAAAUGUUAUUUAGAGCCUGAUUUUAACAGGCUUGAUACUUGCAGGUCACAAUUUAAGUGCCCUGUUUGUUUGAGAGGCUUUUUAAGUGAACAGGACAAAAACCUUCAUAUGAGGUGCCAUGGUAUGGCAUAUCUCAAGUCAAUAAGAUCAACCUCCAAAGAAAUGUAA